Gymnogyps californianus (California condor) is the source of this 3929-nucleotide messenger RNA. It is a transcript of the gene USP36, whose product is annotated as ubiquitin specific peptidase 36. Gene Ontology annotation, molecular function: cysteine-type deubiquitinase activity; cysteine-type endopeptidase activity. Gene Ontology annotation, biological process: regulation of apoptotic process; protein deubiquitination. The coding region runs from base 1 to 3309 and encodes 1102 amino acids. Gene Ontology annotation, cellular component: nucleus; cytosol. Lineage: Eukaryota; Metazoa; Chordata; Aves; Accipitriformes; Cathartidae. The transcript has 19 exons. The record is from RefSeq and is a predicted model, not a curated record.
AUGCCGAUCGUGGAGAAGCUGAAGGAGGUGCUGAAGGCGGGCCGGCGGGAGGCGGGCGAGGAUGGGGAGCUGGGCCGGCUGCUGGCCGCCUCGGCCAAGAAGGUGCUGCUGCAGAAGAUCGAGUUCGAGCCCGCCAGCCGCGGCUUCUCCUGCCAGCUGGAGCUGCUGCGGGGGAAGUACGUGCUGCUCAACCCCCGGGCCGAGGCCGCCGGCCGCCACGGCGACCCCGAGGAGGGGCUGCCCGGCAAGCAGGGCGGCGACCAUGUCCCGGGGGGCCGGGGUGACGGGAUCCCCGCGCCCCAGAAGGUGCUCUUCCCCACGGAGCGUCUCUCCAUGAAGUGGGAGCGGAUCCACCGGGUCGGUGCCGGGCUGCACAACCUAGGGAACACCUGCUUCCUCAAUGCCACGGUGCAGUGCCUGACCUACACGCCACCGCUCGCCAACUACCUGCUCUCCAAGGAGCACAGCCGUGCCUGUCAACAAGGAGGCUUUUGCAUGAUGUGCAUUAUGCAGAACCACACGAUCCAGGCUUUUGCCAACAGCGGCAAUGCAAUAAAGCCAGUGUCCUUCAUCCGAGACCUCAAGAAGAUUGCCCAGCACAUCCGCUUCGGGAGACAGGAGGAUGCACACGAGUUCCUGCGUUACACCGUUGAUGCCAUGCAGAAGGCCUGCUUGAAUGACUGUACCAAGUUGGAUCGCCAGACCCAGGCCACGACGCUGGUUCACCAGAUCUUUGGCGGUUACCUGCGGUCCCGUGUGAAGUGCUUGGAGUGCAAGAGCGUCUCGGACACCUAUGACCCUUACUUGGACCUGGCACUGGAGAUCGGGCAAGCCGCAAACGUAGUGCGGGCGCUGGAGCUGUUUGUGAAGCCGGACAUGCUGGGUGGGGAGAACGCCUACAUGUGUGCCAAAUGCAAGAAGAAAGUGUCGGCCAGCAAACGCUUCACCAUCCACCGAGCCUCCAAUGUUCUCACGCUCUCGCUGAAGCGCUUUGCUGACUUUGGUGGAGGCAAAAUCACAAAGGACGUGGGAUACCCUGAGUUCUUGAACAUCCGCCCUUACAUGUCUCAGAGCAACGGGGAUCCUGUCAUGUAUGGACUCUAUGCAGUGCUGGUGCACUCUGGGUACAGCUGCCACGCAGGGCACUACUACUGCUACGUGAAGGCCAGCAAUGGGCAGUGGUAUCAAAUGAACGAUGACCUGGUCCGCUCCAGCAACAUCAAAGUGGUCCUCAACCAGCAGGCCUAUGUGCUGUUCUACCUGAGAAUCCCCAGCCCCAGGAAGAGCUCGGAGGGGCCCAUUGCCAAAGCUGCCUCCAGCCUGCCUGGCCGCACUGGCGGCAUCUCUGAUCAGGUCAAGAAAACCGUGACCAACGGGCCCCUGUCCUCACCGCUGAUGGACCGGAAACCAGACAUGCUGCCAGGGAAGAAACUGCCGGGGCCGGAGGAGGUCGGAGUCCCUGUGGCCCGCAGCACGUUGGGGACGGGGCCGAAGCUGCCAAACGGAACCGCUCUGCCGAAGCUGCCUGCUCGGUCCCUGUCACCCAAACUGCCCCUCAAAGCCACCCACACGGCCACAGCACUGCCCAAUGAUGCAGCCCGGAGGUCCAAGAAGCCGCGCUCCUUGCCGCCCCUGCCUUCCGCGCACAGAGCAGUUCAGGACUUCUGCAACACCAGCAACGCAAGCGGGGCCAAAGCGGGGCUGUCCCAGCAGAGCUCCCGUGAGAGCAAGCAGCCACCUACCUCAUCCAAGCUGCUGCUGGAGCCCAGCCCCAGCCAGGAGCCCGGGGGCAGUGGGGAGAACGCCAGGACCCUGGAGGGGGACUCCUGCGGCAGCAGUGCUGCCAGCCCAGUGCACGGCACAGUGGGGAAGCUGGCCAAAGAGUCCCAGAAGGCCAAGAGCAGAACCGGCACCUUCUGCGCCUCUCAGGAAACGGACUGUGGCACGGACCUCCCUGCUGGCCCCGGCGCUGAGCCAGCUGCCCCCAAAGACUCCAAGCCAGCAAAACCAAAAUCCUCCCUGUUGGCCAGCGCCACUCCGGAGCUGAGCACCACCACGUCACCACCACCAGCCAAGAAGCCGGCACUCUCUGGCAAAAAGGGCAGCACCUCGCAGAAGGCGAGCAGAAGUGACCGCCACGCACAACCUCAACCACAAUUUGCUGACAGCACCUGCCCCACGAACACCACCCACCCCAAAUCCGCUCCCCGGCCUUUCGGCAAGUCGAGGCCAUCCACAGCUGCUGUCAAACUGCCAAAGCCUGAAAAGCCUGCCUUCAGCUCCAUCAACUCAGCCCCUGGGCUCCCAGCCUCCUCCCUGACCAAUGGUUCCACUGCCCAGCCUUCGCACCACCUUCCUCCGUGCAGCAGGGAGACGGGGCCCAGCCAGGUCUCCCCUGGUUCCUCCAAAAAGAAGCAGCAAAAGCAGCAUCAUGGAGCAGACGGCAGGCCUCGUGCUCCAGCUGUGAAGGGCAAGGAUGAAGUCUCCAACCCCCCCAGGAAGAAGAAGAAACUCACUCAGCAGGGCUCGGUGGCCCUCGCGAGGAAGGAGGCGGCAGGCAAGGGUCCCAGCGGUGACUGGGAGGGGCCGGGCUGUCAGGACCUGGAGAGUAGGCCCAAGCAGCAAGUGUCAGACCCUACUGCUUCCCUGGACGCGGGGCCCAUCUCCCCCACCAAGAAGAAGAAGAAAAAGAGCAGAUUGGAGGAGAGAGAAAAGCGCUGCUCUGGGACGCUGUCCUCGGGCAGCUCUAGGAUGGCUGAGACGGAGCCCUGGAGGACAAAGCAGCAGCAGAGCCCGGAGGCUGGGGCUGGAGAGAGCGAGCACCGCAAGCGCAAGCGGAGGGAAAGCCUCAGCAGCCUAGCCUCGGAGUGGCCAGCUGACGGCACCCCAGCGGCCGCAUGCACCUGGGACAGCCAGGCUGGAGAUGGGUACAGGCGCUCCCCGGCUGCCCCGAGCUCUGAGCCUGGCUGUGGGGCUGGCGCAGCACCCGGGAGCCAGGAGGAGUCCGGUGUGGUGGAGGAGCUGCUCAGGAACUCCUUGGACAAGGCUUAUGGCAACCAUGUGUUGACCUGGGAGGGUGAGAUCUCGGCUGUCAGCCAGGAUGCCGUUCAGGAUGCAGCGUGUGCCCGGAACAAGACUGUCAUUGAUGAGUGGGAUGAGGAGUUUGACAGAGGGAAGGUAAAGAAGAUUAAAAAAAUGAAGCGGGAGCGGAAGAGACACCUCAGUCCCUUCCAGCAGUUGCAGAGCAAGCGCAACUUCUGGUCGGUGACGCAUCCUGCCAAGGUGGCCGGCCUGAGCCACCGGCUCUGAGGUUGAGAUCUGUGUCCCCCAGCCGGUGAACGGAGCAGACCUGGGUCAAGGACUGGCGGGGGAGUGCUGUCCUGGGAGCUGCUGGUGGACCCUCCUGCAGAGGCGGGGGGACACUGGUCCCGCAUGUCUCCAGGGCCCUAGCCCUGGGGCUCAUGCUGUGCUUGGUGUCCCCUGCCUUCCCCUUCUCGGAGCUGCUGUCCCUGCAGGCCCUGGCAUCCCUGCGGGCUGGGGCUGCUUCACUCUGCUCUCCAGCUGAGGAGGAGCCCGUCCAGCUCUGCCCUGCCUUGUCCAGGCUCCUCCACCAGCUCCUCUGUGCCUCGGGCUGGAGCAGCCCCCUCUCCCACCCAGCCUCGAGCUUAAAGCUCGGGGGGUCUCCUGCAAAGUGCCUGCAGAUCGUCCCUGCUGCUCCAGGUUCAUGUGCCACCCACCCACCCAUCUCCGGCCCUGUGGGGAGGGGGACACCAGCCCACGCUGCAGUGCUGGGAGCACCAGGGCUGGUGUUCGUCUCCCGGGCAGGGUCCGGGGCUGCUCCGACCCCUCUCGCCCUUCUCCUGGACCCCUCCUGCUCCGUGCCCGGCUGACACACACCCCCCCAUACCCCCCCCCACCCCAACACCACC